CACUGCCUCCAGAUUUACCUGCUGACUCUGAGGAAGUAUCUGCUGUUCUCAGAGCUUCUCUCAUCUUCUAACCUGGAUGUUGUCUCGUUCCUCUUUGGUGUAUUUUGAGGGAAUUUGAGGCCUGUGAAUUUUUUUAACCCAGGCAGUGAUAACUUUAACAGUAAAUUGUCAACAUUGGCCUCUUUUCGGCCCCAAAGAAGCUUUAUUUAUCUGGAUCUGGAUUUAUUUGUGCUGUUGAAGGAGUGACGCUCUGAACGAUUUGAGCUUCAAGAUUAGGAUCUUUGUUCUUUAUUUUUUGGAUUUUUUAAUCUGACUUCAGGUUAACAAUAUGAGCAAAGCAAAAACCAAAGAAAAAAAUGAAAAUAAGACUGAAAAAGCUUUGGCUGCAGAAAAAGAACAGUUUGGUAAACAACAGCUCCAAAGCCUCAGUAAAAUCGUGGCCACAACUGAAACACCACCUAAGGAGAAGUAUGUACGCAGCAUUAUUUUGGGAACCUACAAAGAAACCGGAGCCACCACCUUCUGGUCCUACGCUGUGAACCUGCCUGUGUCGAGCAACUCGAUGGUCAGCUGGAAGUUCUGCUACCUGCUGCACAAAGUCCUCAGGGACGGGCACCGAAAUAGUGUGGUAGAUUCCCACAGACACAGCCGCACAGUCAGAGACAUGGGGGUCUUAUGGGGAAACCUGCAUGAUCGAUACGGCCACAUCGUUGCCCUGUACGCCAAAUACCUUCACCUGAAAAUGGAAUUUCACGCAAAGCACAAGGUGAUUCCAGGUAAUAUGGAGGCUACAGACGACACUUUGGAAAAGGAAGCAGGGACUGACAUGACUAAAGUGUUAGAUAUGACCCAGGAGCUUCUGGAUUCCCUGGAUGCUGGACUAAAGAUGGCUGAGACAGUCCUGCGUCAGCUGGACGCCAACGGAGCCAAAUCCACCACCCCGGCCGGACAGUGCAGACUGACUCCCCUCAUCCCCCUCAUCCUGGACAGCAGCUUCCUUUAUCACUUCUCCGUCCGGUUGAUGUUCAAGCUUCACAGUCGUGUAUCUUCAGAUGUUCUUCUCGGACACAGAGAGAGGUUUCGAGACCUCUUCAUGAGCCUCACGCAGUUUUACAAAAGAGCCAGGGAGAUGGAGUUCUUCAAAAGUGUGAUCCAGAUUCCUGAUCUUCCAGAUGAACCUCCAAACUUCCUGCGAGCUGCAGCUUUGGCGGAGUAUAAAAAGCCAGUGGUUGUGAUGCCGGGUGAGGACUACCAGGAGGAGGAGGUGGAGACUCAUCCUGAGUUCAGGGAGACGCCCCAAAUGCCUCAGUACUAUUUGCUCAGCCAGAUGGGAGCUCCUGAAGUUCCACCUGAACCCAUAGAAACGGAGACUGAUGGGUGGAGGAGGGAGAUGGAGCCACUGAAACCAGAGAUCCAGAUCAUCAAGAAUGAGGCUCAGAAGUCCGUAAUCGAACUAACGACUCAGUUGAGCCACCUGGAAGCCGAGCUGGAUGUGCAGCGUACCCACAACCAGGUGGCGCUGAUCGAAAACGAACACCUGAGGAUGGAGGUGGAGGCUCUCCGAGCGGCUAAUGUCGUCGGGGUGGGAGCGCAGAUCGGCUACAAGGAGGCAGACGGCAGAGCUCAAGCUGCAGAGCUUCGCUUCUCCCAGCUGAAGGACAGACACGCAGAGCUCGUCACCAGCCACGCUGACUUAAUGAAGAAGAACGCUGAGGCGGUGAGGAUGCUGUCCAGUUCAAAGCAGGAGCAGGACGAUCUGCUCCGCACCAAGAUGAAUCUGGAGAAGGAGCUGGAAAACCUCCGAUGGGACAGACAGAACAAGGUGCAGCAGCAGCAGCAGGAGGUGGAGCGCCUCAGUAAGGAGCUGCAGGACCAGAGGGCGGAGGUGGCGCUCCUUCGCAGUUCUCUGGAGAGCAAAGAAACGGAGGGAUCUCGUGUGAGCGGCACCUUGGCGGCACUGCAGGCCGAGCGGGACACGCUGCUGCGAUCUGCCGCUGAGAGGGACGCAGAACUUUCCUCGCUGAGGCAGCAGGCGCAGCAGCAGCAGAGCUUCCUGGACCUGGAGAAGGACCGGAUGAGCCGGGAGCUGGAGGCGCUGAGAGCUCAGCUGCAGCAGCAGCUCGCCAUCAACGCUGAGCAGAAGCAGGAGAUCGACCGGCUGAGAAGAGAGCUGGACUCCACAAGAGCAGAACUGACCCGAGCGAACAGCGCGCUGCAAAGCAGAGAAAUGAGCGGCACUCAGCUCAGCAGCAGUCUUGCUGGGCUGCAGGCGGAGAAGGAGGCGCUGCUGCGGUCGGUUCGGGAGCAGGAGGCCGAGCUGAACUCCCUCCGGCAGCAGUCCCACUUUCAGCACAGCUCCCUGGAGCAGGAGAGGCAGAGGAGCAGCAUGGAGCUGGGAAGCCUGCAGGCUCAGCUGCAGCAGCAGGCCCACCGGGAAACAGAGCUGGCCCAGAAGCUGCAGAACGAGCAGUUCGCUCUGCUGCAGUGUGCGGUGGUGGAGGCCGAGGGCAUCAUCCUGGACGCCGUGGCCAAACUGGACGACCCCAUCCACAUACGCUGCGUCAGCUCUCCCGAUUACCUGGUGAAUCGAGCUGAAGUCACUCUGGGAUCCAUCGACAAACUGCAGCAGAGUCACCUGGUUUACCUGGGGAACAGGAACGACGCCAGCGGCUUGCUGAGAGCGGUCACGCAGUUUUCCCACCUGGCGGCCGACACCAUCGUAAACGGAGCGGCGACCUCCCACUCCGCCCCUGUGGAUCACGCCGACAGUCUGAGCGACGGCUGCCGGGACUGCGCCCAUCAGUGCCUGCAGUUCCUGAAGGACCUGAAGUUCCAGGCCACGUUACCACAAGCCAACGCGGCUGCCAUUCGCUACAGCGUGCAGCGCAUCCUCGCCAUGGGUCAGGAUCUGCGGCCGAAAGGACAAGACGUGCUGAGAGAAGAGCUGGGCACCAUGGUGGACAAAGAGAUGGUGGCCACGUCCACGGCCAUUGAAGAGGCCGUGCUGCGUAUGGACGAGAUUCUGACGCAGGCGAAGAAAGACACGACGGGCCUGAAGCUGGAGGUCAACCAGAGCAUUUUGGGAUCCUGUUCUGACCUGAUGAAGGCAGUUCAUAUCCUGGUGACGGCCGCAACCGACCUGCAGAAAGACAUCGUGGAAGGAGGCAGGGGGGCAGCAUCCACAACUGAGUUUUACGCCAAGAACUCUCGCUGGACUGAGGGCCUGAUCUCUGCCUCCAAAGCCGUGGGCUGGGGCGCCACUCAGCUGCUAGACUCGGCUGACCGGGUUGUGUGUGAAAAGGGAACGUACGAGGAACUCAUCGCAUGUUCUCACGAGAUUGCUGGGAGCACCGCCCAGCUGGUUGCAGCCUCCAAGGUGAAGGCCGACCGCAGCAACAAGAAGCUGAACACGCUGCAGCAGGCGUCGCGGCACGUGAACGACAUGGCCGCCGUGGUCGUGACCUCCACCAAACACGGCCAGAAGCAGAUCUCUGAUCACGGGAUAAUGGACUUCUCAGGAAUGUCUCUGAUCAAGCUGAAGAGGGAGGAGAUGGAAGCUCAGGUGAAGGUCCUGCAGCUGGAAAACCAGCUGGAACAGGAGCGCGUCCGCCUGGGGGAACUGAGGAAGAGGCACUACGAUCUCGGGGCGUCUGGGCCCACCUCCAACCUAAAGGAGGAAGAGGACAGCUUCCCGCCGCCGCCGCCGCCCACUCUACUGGACUCCACUCCACUACCGCCAUCCUUCAGUCAGUCCCAGCCCUAUUUAAACCCCCAGGUGACACAGGCCUAUAUGCAGCCUCAGGUGUACACCCCCUCACAAACCUACACCCCCUCACAAUCUUACACCCCCUCCCAAUCUUACACCCCCUCCCAAUCUUACACCCCCUCACAAACCUACACCCCCUCACAAUCUUACACCCCCUCACAAACCUACACCCCCUCACAGCCCUACAUCCCGCCUCAACCCUACAUCCCAAACCCAGCCCAGAGUUACCCCCCUCCCUCGUCGCUCACAUCCAGCCUGGCUCAGGCCAAACCUGCUCCUCAGCAGAACGCCACAGAUUCCCCCAAGCACGCCUUCAAGAGACCCAGCAUCUUCACCAAGUCUGGGAACCUGCUGAAGAACGCGUUCAAACGAGGAGAAACUGGAGGCGGAGAGUCCUGAAGACCGAAGGAGUCGAUGAUUCUAGUAUUCACCUGAAAAAAUGACAGGCUAACUCUUUAAAUGACAAAUUACUAAUUAAUUGCAAUUUUUAAGUCAAACGUAGAAAUAAAUUAAUGUUUAUUAUUUUUGUAAUCUGACUGAUGGUUUUGUUGUCUGAGCAAUUUAUUAAAAGCCCAAAUUGAUCCUAAA
Oryzias latipes (Japanese medaka) is the source of this 4354-nucleotide messenger RNA. RefSeq names its product huntingtin interacting protein 1 related a (gene hip1ra). Gene Ontology annotation, biological process: endocytosis; actin filament organization; clathrin coat assembly. The record is from RefSeq and is a predicted model, not a curated record. Gene Ontology annotation, cellular component: clathrin-coated vesicle; cortical actin cytoskeleton. Gene Ontology annotation, molecular function: phosphatidylinositol-3,5-bisphosphate binding; actin filament binding; phosphatidylinositol-3,4-bisphosphate binding. NCBI's taxonomy places the organism in Eukaryota, Metazoa, Chordata, Actinopteri, Beloniformes, Adrianichthyidae.